Daphnia carinata is the source of this 1634-nucleotide messenger RNA. RefSeq lists its product as uncharacterized. Lineage: Eukaryota; Metazoa; Arthropoda; Branchiopoda; Diplostraca; Daphniidae. Gene Ontology annotation, cellular component: RNA polymerase II transcription regulator complex. The transcript has a single exon. Bases 161 to 1279 code for a protein of 372 amino acids. Gene Ontology annotation, molecular function: RNA polymerase II transcription regulatory region sequence-specific DNA binding; protein dimerization activity; DNA-binding transcription factor activity, RNA polymerase II-specific. Gene Ontology annotation, biological process: positive regulation of transcription by RNA polymerase II. The record is from RefSeq and is a predicted model, not a curated record.
GCAGCGGAAUCGGUCGCGCGCGCGCGCUUUGCCAUCUCCGAUUUCCGUUUUCACAUUUUUUUUUCCCUCUUCUUCUCCUCGAAGAAACCGAAAGGACAAGUUUUGUUUUCAUCCCUCAACGACGUCGAGUGUUUAUUGUUUUCUUUUCAAUUCGGCUGCCAUGAGUCAAUCAAGCAAAUUCAACAUUCUGCAACCUUCUUUCGGCCACGCCAACAACCGCUUAAUUCCGCAUCAACAAUCGAAUUCUGUCGACAAUCUGAAAGCCGAAGCUUCGCCACUUCAGCGCUCCACCGUCCGCAAGAGUUUCAAGCGCAAACUACCGCAGCAAAAUUUGCCUGUCCGCGAUACCAAAGCGGAAUGCAAAUCGCCUGUUUCAACCCAACAGCCAUCCUCUUCGUUCGAUGUUGGGUCAUGCGCAGGACGGGUGGGCACGAAAAAUAGUUUGGGGCCGGAUCCGCCAGCUUCCGUAGCCCGUCGCAAUGCCCGAGAACGCAACCGCGUUAAGCAAGUCAACACGGGUUUCGCCGUGCUGCGCCAACACAUUCCCGUCCUGUGCGGCUCGGUUAUCGUCUACGGAGGAUCGCCGCAAUGUUCCGAAUCGUCUUCGUCGUCAUCUUCGUCUUCUUCCUCGUCUUCCGUUUCAUCGCCUCCGGCCAGCGGUCGAUGCAAGAAGAACAAGAUGAGCAAAGUGGAGACUUUGCGCUGCGCCGUCGAGUACAUCCGCAAUUUGGAGAAGCUCCUGGCAACGGGCGGUGAUGCGGAAGCGGAACAAGAUCAGUUGGCCAUCAAAGAGGAGCCUUUGGAUUGUUUAUCGUACGAGCUGGAUGUUGCCGUCGGAUCACCGUCGAUACAAGAAUCGCGCGAAAAUAUUUCGCCUUUUGAAAUAGCUGGACUCUCGACAUCCGCCAAUGAUUUGUCGGGUUUCUACGAUUCGAGCUCUUCGCCGGAAUCGCAAAGCCCCGACGUUCAUCAACACUCACAAAAUCAGCGGUUUCUUUUCCCUUUUUUGAUGGACACGUCGCCGACCACCCUGCCACCCAACGGCGAACAAAAACGAAUCAAAAUGGAGCCAGAUUCGGAUGCUGCUGCCAUGUUCAAACAAGAACUGUUGCGCUCUCUUUCCUGCUGGAACAGAUCAGAUCAAGAGCAGCAACCAUUGCCGGAGCUGCUGCUGGAUCAUGCAGGGCAAUCGGAGCAGCAACACAAUUCGGCCAUGCAAAACAUAUCGGAUCAUAGCCUGCUCGAAUCGCUCAACAGCUGGUGGGGUUCCAGUCUCUAGGAAAGAUCCCUGUCCCCCACCCGUACCUUCUUUUUUUUUUUUACUGCUUUCAUCCGCUAAUUCGUCCAUCCAUACGUUUCAUCUUAUCCUUUUUCGAAGAUGAAUAAGACAGCGCGCCCCCUUGGCUGGUCUUCUGUUCUUUCAUGUUGUUGUACAUAAAUCGCAUCACGGUCGCUCAAAUCUGGUCCCGCACAUCGAUUUUUUUCAAUCGGAGCAAUGAAAAUCUCUCGAGAACCAUUACACGUUGUAUCAUAUUACUUGCGCACGCUGACUUAUCCAUUGAUCAUUUUUUAUACGUAUUUCUUUUUUGAAUUUUUACACAAAUACAUUUGUUUUUUUAAACAAUAACAAAAGG